Messenger RNA from Aspergillus pseudotamarii, 1317 nucleotides. RefSeq names its product endonuclease/exonuclease/phosphatase family protein. The coding region runs from base 1 to 1317 and encodes 438 amino acids. NCBI's taxonomy places the organism in Eukaryota, Fungi, Ascomycota, Eurotiomycetes, Eurotiales, Aspergillaceae. Gene Ontology annotation, molecular function: sphingomyelin phosphodiesterase activity. The transcript is spliced from 4 exons. The record is from RefSeq and is a predicted model, not a curated record. Gene Ontology annotation, cellular component: cytoplasm.
AUGCGCUCUAUCGCAUACCUAGCCAGCGGUCUUCCGGUCGCUUUGGCAGCCACUUCCGGCCAAUUCGAUGUUCUCUCCUUCAACGUAGCCGGUCUGCCGGCGAUUCUCAACGGCAACGAAGUGCCCGGCGAUAAAGCCAACAAUUCCGAAGCAAUUGGUGCCAAGUUCGCCGAAUACGGCUAUGAUGUGAUUCAUGUACAAGAGGACUUCAACUACCACGCCUACAUAUACAAGACCGACAACCAUCCUUAUCGUACCGCCACUUCUGGAGGUGCGGCUAUCGGGUCGGGUUUGAACACACUUGCCAACUACCCCUGGGUGGACUUCGAGCGCGUCAAGUGGGAAACAUGCUCCGACGCUUCUGGUGCCGACUGUUUGACCCCCAAGGGAUUUACCACGAUGCGGGUGCGCUUCGACGAGGGUGUUUAUGUUGAUUUCUAUAAUAUGCAUACGGAUGCUGGUUCUGAGACCGACGACGUCAAAGCCCGCAGCGCCAAUCUGCAGCAGGUGGCCGAUUAUAUUGGAAACAAUUCCGCGGGCAAUGCAGUUCUGGUCUUCGGCGAUACUAAUGCGCGAUACACUUCUUCUGGCGAGAAUAUCCGCGUGUUCGGAACUGAGCAGAACAUGACGAACCCUUGGGUAGAGCUUAUUUUGAAUGGUGUCGAGCCUACGGAGGGAACUGAUCCCUGGAUGUGCGACAACCCGACGACGAACAACACCUGUGAGACGGUUGACAAGAUCUUUUAUCGGGGAAGCCGUUCGAUCGAGUUGAGUGCGACCUUCUGGAGCUACGUUGGCACCAAGUUCGAGCUCGAUGAGCAUAUUCUCUCCGAUCAUAACCCCAUCACCUCCAACUUUACAUGGACUUUGUCUGACUCAGUGCGCCAGAGUGAUCUUUUCGGGGGACCUCACGGGAACUGGUUCAACGAUCUCUCCUCCAUCCCCUCAUCUUCAACAGGACAGAACAAACCAAGCAAGAUCACCCUUCGGGGCGAAAACCGCGUAGACAGUGUCGGCUUAGCUUUGACUUCGGGCCAGAGCUACACGCAUGGAGGAACAGGUGGCACUGCAUCUGAGCUUACCCUGGCGGAAGACGAGUACUGGACUCAGGUCAAACUCUGCCAGGAUAAAUACGACAAUCAUACUCGUAUCUUCUACCUGCUGGCAACGACUAGCACUGGCAAUACUGUCAGUACCGGGAAAACAACGAGCGACUGCAAGGAAUUUACUGCGCCAGACUCGUGGCAGAUUGUUGGGUUCUAUGGACGGGGUGGCGAUGAGGUGGAUGAGCUGGGUUUUAUUUAUGCUCCACAGUGA